UUCGCUCGAUUCCCUUCGAAUGCCGUCGUCGCUGCUGCUGCUGCUGCUGCUCUGCGCCAAAGCCGGAAAUUCAAGAAAUUCCGCAGGAAUUCCGCCCCGACGCAAGAGCCCUCGUUCUUGAUCUCCGAAAUGAGGGCGGUGGUUUCGCGGUUGGCCCAUUCGAGGUCGUCGCUGGCUUCGUUCACUAAAAUAUCUUCGUCUACGAGGUGGAGACAUCUUUCAACAGAAUCUAACAAGGUUGAUGAACCCUUUAAAGUUGAGGAAGCAGAGACAGUUAAUAUCCCUCCACCACCUUCAGAAAAGCUACUUGUAUUGGGCGGGAAUGGAUUUGUUGGCUCACAUAUAUGCAAAGAGGCUCUAAAUCGUGGAUUGGUUGUUGCUAGUCUCAGCAGGUCUGGAAGGUCGUCUUUACAUGAUACGUGGGCUAAUGAUGUCACCUGGCAUCAAGGCAAUCUUCUUGCACCUGAAACCUUGAAGGACGCUCUGACUGGAGUCACCUCUGUUAUAUCUUGUGUCGGUGGUUUUGGAUCCAAUUCUCAUAUGUACAAGAUCAACGGGACUGCAAAUAUCAAUGCAAUUAGAGCUGCUUCAGAGCAAGGUGUAAAAAGAUUUGUAUACAUCUCUGCAGCCGACUUUGGUGUAGUAAAUUAUUUACUCCGAGGAUAUUAUGAGGGAAAGAGAGCUGCUGAAACAGAGCUGCUGACAAAGUUCCCUUAUGGAGGAGUGAUUUUGAGGCCUGGGUUUAUAUAUGGGACUCGCCGGGUUGGGAGCAUGAAGAUACCCCUGGGAGUGAUUGGAUCUCCUUUGGAGAUGAUCUUUCAACACACGAAGCCACUCAACCAACUACCGCUCGUCGGCCCCCUCUUCACACCCCCUGUGAAUGUCACUGCGGUGGCGAAGGUGGCUGUUCGAGGAGCUACGGAUCCCGUCUUCCCUCCAGGCAUCGUAGACGUCCACGGAAUACUCCGAUAUAGCCAACAAAAGUUGAAGUAGAAAUGGUCCCACACCUGUCCUCUUUAUUGGUUCAAUCUUAUAGAGCUGUUAAUAACAUGACCAUUCGGAUGUCUUUUUCAAAUCAAAAGGUUUUCACGUCUUUUUGGAGUCUGCAGAUUCCUGUAGGACCAAGAGAUGAAUUGUUAGUUCAGACCUUGAAGGCAAUAAUUGCACUUGAAAAUCCUAUGUAUAUUGUGGUUUCACUUCUUUGAGUCAUAGAUAAUUACAUUGGGCAAGAAUAAAAUAGCAUUGCGUUGUUCUCACCCUCAA
Molecule: messenger RNA, 1263 nt
Organism: Syzygium oleosum
Lineage: Eukaryota; Viridiplantae; Streptophyta; Magnoliopsida; Myrtales; Myrtaceae
Exons: 10
Coding region: 130-993 (287 amino acids)
Cellular component (GO): mitochondrion
Molecular function (GO): protein-containing complex binding
Source: RefSeq, a predicted model, not a curated record